Messenger RNA from Symbiodinium necroappetens, 333 nucleotides. Lineage: Eukaryota; Dinophyceae; Suessiales; Symbiodiniaceae. The record is from the annotation of a GenBank genome assembly.
GUCUUCGUCGGCCUUGCUUGGAUGCUUUUUGGCCUGGCCGUCCUCGUUUGGACCCUCGUGGGCAGUGAAGAUGAGCCGUGUAGCAUCUGCACUGAGACACCACAGUCGGGCUUCCGGCUGUGCCGCCUUGGGGUUGGUCAAGAGUGUGCCUUCGCACAUCACAGCAGCGAGGUCAUCGCGUCGAUCGUCCUCAUUGGUGUGGGCAUGGUUCUGUCUAUCUAUGCCACGUGCCUGUACCGUCCUAGAAGCAAAAGUGCGGAGGCCAUCGCCGAGGAGGAGGCCAAGGCCAAGAAGAACUACCAAGCUUUGGCUGCCCGCCUCAAGAAGACCGAG